Molecule: messenger RNA, 10519 nt
Organism: Octopus sinensis (East Asian common octopus)
Lineage: Eukaryota; Metazoa; Mollusca; Cephalopoda; Octopoda; Octopodidae
Product: probable ubiquitin carboxyl-terminal hydrolase FAF-X
Exons: 63
Coding region: 292-8349 (2685 amino acids)
Biological process (GO): cell migration; protein deubiquitination
Cellular component (GO): nucleus; cytosol
Molecular function (GO): cysteine-type endopeptidase activity; cysteine-type deubiquitinase activity
Source: RefSeq, a predicted model, not a curated record
UGAUGAUAUAACUGGUCUUCCAUACUUGAACGUCCAGUGCCGAUUCUGCAAUCGUGACGUUAUUUCCCACAAAGUCUCCGUGAAUUAAAUGUCAGCAGAAAGGCAAUCUUCACUCUUGGCUGGCUUGGUACGUCAACAGUUGUGGAAACAGACCAUGUUUCUCUGCAAUAUUUAGUUAAUGAAAGACGGGCCAAAUAUUUUUAAAAGCAAGUGAAAAAGUGCCGAAGAGGAAGAAAUCAAUUGGAUUGCUAAAUUCUAUUUAGGUCACCUACAGCAUCAAUGAAUCAUUGAAUGGUUGAAACUGGAGAAGUCCAAGAUAACAUGACCAUUGUGAUGCGUGGGAGUCCUGCAGGUGGGGACUCCCCCCAAGAUAAUACACAAGCCCCACCGCAGCAACAGCAACAACAACAGAAGGUUACCCAGUCAACUAGUGAUGAGAUUGGCCAAGGGAAUAGCCAGACUGAAUUGCAGGAUGACCAGGAACCGGACUUUCCUCAUGAAGCUCUGGCUAAAUUGGAUGAAAUGAUCAAUCGACCAAGAUGGGUUGUUCCUGUACUUCCCAAAGGAGAGUUGGAGUUGCUUCUUGAAGCAUCCAUUAAACUUAGUAAAGAAUCACUGGAUACAAGAAGUGAAGCUUGCCAGAGAUUUUUCCGUGAAGGCUUGACCAUAUCCUUUACCAAAAUACUUACUGAUGAGGCUGUAAGUGGAUGGAAGUAUGAAAUACAUAGAUGCAUAUUCAAAAAUGCAGAAAAACUGAUUGAAUUAUGUGUUUGCAAACUUUCUCAAGAUUGGUUUCCUUUGUUGGAUCUCUUGGCAAUGGUUCUGAAUCCUCAGUGCAAGUUCCACACAUACAAUGGAACUCGGCCAUCAGAAACAGUACCAUCAGGAGCUCAGGUAACAGAAGAAGCUGUAUUUGCUAAACCACCCGAUGCCAGAACACCACGGGGGUGGCUGGUCGAUCUGGUAAAUAAAUUUGGACAAAUGGAAGGAUUCCAAAUUAUUCUUGACCGUUUCACAAAAGGUCCCCAAUUAUCGGUGCCUGUGAUAGCUGCACUGGUGAAACCAUUUGGUCAGUGCUCCGAAGUACUGACUCCUUAUGCUAUCCAAAAAUAUUUCAUGCCAAUUGUGGAAAUAGUUCCUAAAUUUUUGGACAACUUAACAGAUGAUGAGCUGAAAAAGGAGUCCAAAUCAGAAAUAAAAAAUGAUGGGUUAUCAGCAAUAAUAAAAGCACUGAAACAAUUGGUGUCCCGUGUACCGAAUCAGGAAGAGACUGUGAAGAAUUUGGAAAUCUUUCGUUUGAAAAUGAUUUUAAGGCUUCUUCAGAUAUCUUCUUUCAAUGGUAAGAUGAAUGCUUUGAAUGAAGUUAACAAAGUGAUCGCAAAUGUGACAUUCCAUGCCAGUCGUCACACUCCAAUAGAUGAUGAUGAAUGGCUUACAGCUGAUAAGAUGGCAGAAUGGAUUCAGCAGAACAAUGUAUUGUCAAUUGUUCUUCGAGAUAGUCUCCAUCAACCUCAGUAUGUUGAAAAAUUGGAAAAAAUCUUGAGAUUCAUGAUAAAAGAGAAAGCCUUAACACUUGAUGAUUUGGAUCGAAUAUGGGAAGCCCAGUCUGGAAAACAUGAAGCUAUUGUAAAAAACGUUCAUGACUUGUUGGCUAAAUUGGCAUGGGAUUUCUCUCCUGAACAGUUAGAUCAUUUGUUUGAAUGCUUUCAAGGAAGCUGGACUAAUGCUAUGAGAAAGCAGAGAGAAAAGUUAUUAGAGCUCAUUAGGAGAUUAGCAGAGGAUGAUAAAGAAGGUGUUAUGGCUCAUAAGGUUUUAGGGUUGUUAUGGAAUCUUGCUCAUAGUGAAGAUGUUCCGACUGAGAUCAUGGACCAAGCCCUGACAGCUCAUAUAAAAAUUCUGGAUUAUAGUUGCUCUCAGGAUCGUGAUAGUCAGAAAAUGCAGUGGAUUAGCAGGUUUGUUGAAGAGCUGAAGAAUGACAAAUGGGUUUUACCUGCCUUGAAACAAAUUAGAGAAAUAUGUCAGUUAUUUCCUGAAACAUCUCAAAAUUUUCCUCAUGCUCAGCGAACACCUCACAUGUAUUAUAGGAAUCAAGUUAUUAGUCAGUUACACCAUCAGCAUUCUAUUGUUAUGCUUGUAGCUCAAAAUUUAGCAACUUACAUGGAGAAUGCCAGGUCUUACGCAAAAGAACAUCCAUUUGAAGAUCCUAGUAAUAUUUAUCCUGAUGGCAGAUUCAAUCAUAUUCAACAAGUGCAGGAACGGCUCCGAUUCUUACGGUUUUUACUGAAAGAUGGUCAACUUUGGUUAUGUGAAAUUCAAGCCAAGCAGGUAUUAUACCUUAUUUGGAAAUGUUUAGCUGAAAAUGCUAUAUAUGUGGCUGACAGAGAGUCCUGCUUUAAAUGGUUUGCUAAGUUAAUGGGAGAAGAACCAGAUCUUGAUCCUGAUAUUACUCGAGAUUUUUUUGAGAAAAAUAUCCUCUUGUUAGAUCCUGCUCUUCUUACAGAAAAUGGAAUGAAUUGUUAUGAGAGAUUCUUUAAGCAUGUCAAUUUGAAAGAAAACAAACUCGUAGUCAAACGAAGAGGAGGUCAUAUGAUGAAUGAUCUAGAACUGAUUGGUUUAGAAUAUUUAUGGAGGGUAAUCUUAAACAGUCCAGAAAGUGUUGCUGAGAAACCUGUUGCUCUCUUAAAGGAAAUAUUUACUAACCUUGGUCCUCAAUUACAACAGAACCAUGUAGAUAUUCAUGAAGACUUCAUUCAGACUUGUAUAGACCGUCUGAAACCAUCUUAUGACAUUGUUCGUGUGUUAGAGGAUGACAAAGAGAGUAAGAAUAGAGUUAUGCAAGAAGCAAUGCGUAUGGUUCGUGUUCUCACUGUACUCAAGGAGUAUGUUGCGGAAUGUGAUGAAGCCUAUGGGGAAGAAAGAUCAAUAUUACCUCUGGGAAGAGCUUGUCGAGGACGCCUAGUGACAUUAUCUGUGAGAUUUCCUAACCAAGGGAGGCAUAUAGAAGAUCUUGAUAUCUGGUCCCAUACCAAUGACACUUUAGGUUCUGUGAGACGACAGAUUUUAAACAGAGUGAAAGUUAGCAGUAGUAGCAUUAAAGUUGACAUGUAUGUUAAUGGAGAGCUUCUAGAUCCUAGUGAAGAUAAAAAAUUGAUAUCACAAAUUCCUCUUCGAGAUAGAACUGCCGUCUCGGCUAAAUUGGUACAAGUUGGAAGUAAUAUGCCUUCCAGCCCAGACAGUAGUUCUGAUAGCUCUGGAGGUUCUCCUCAUAAUACUUAUGAUGGACCUAACAUAGAAGCUGAAAGCUGUCUGCCUGGUGUGCUUAUGGCUCAAGUGAAUCGCUACACAGGAUUUCUUUUCCAACUGUCGGACUUAGGUUGUCAUCUUCAGUUACCAAAAUUAAGAGACACAGCUAGAGCUCUUUUAAAAAUUAUGUCAGCUGAUACCCAUACAAUGGAGAAAUUCCGCAGUAUAUGUAUGGAACAUGCCAGAGCUGAAAGUGGUAUUUCAGCUGCCCUUGAGAGCAUGUUUUUUAUUGGCUCCUCAACUCAAGUUCUCUACAAUGUAGAGGUGGUUUACAGUCUGCUGAUGCCAGCAGGUGCUCCAAUUUCUGAUGAUGCUUUUGAAUUUCAGUAUAAUUUUGUACGUAGUGGUGGUGUACAAUUAUCUUUAAAUAUGUUAAUGAAAAAUAAUUUCUUGCCAAAUGCUGAUCUCCCUACUAGAAGGAGUGCCUAUGUGACAGUUCUGAAGAUUUGCAAAUUGAUGACCACAACUGUUGGCCAUGCCAAAGUUCAAGUUGCAGUUGAUGCGUGUAGUGCUGAUUCUCAGACCACUCCAAUCCCUGUUAAUGAACAUAAUUAUGCAGUUACUCUUCAACAAGCAUUGAUAUACAUCCCCAACUCAACAUCUGAGUUCACAUUGAGGAAUGUGGCUGCACGCCUUGGUCAACAACUGAAAGAACAGGCUUUCGGUGCUCUUCCUGAUUUGAACACUAUUAAAGCUAUUCAGAAAAUAGCCUGGUCAUCAUGCACGGGUUCUUUGCAUUUGGUUCAUGACUCUAAUGAAGAAAUUCAUCGGAUUGUUGAAAAGGGUAAAGAAAACACUGAACCCGAAGACAUUGAAGUUACCCGUGAAGCUUUAGAACUGCUUUCUGUAUGCUUGGCACUUUGUCCUGCUGCUUUAGAGUCACUUAAUAAAGACAAAGCAUGGCAGAUCUUCAUCAUCGAUCUUCUCCUUCUUUGUAAAAACAGGGAGAUCCGUACAUGGGCUGCUGAGCAGUUUUUCCAAAUGGCUACAAAAUGUAGUAGUGGAAAUCGACCUCUACCCUUCUUCAUCACUUUGCUCUUUACUGUGCUGUCUAGUACAGUGAAGGAAAAUGCAAAGCAAGCACACGAAUAUUUUCAUUUAUUGUGUCGGCUACUCAAUCAUGCUUAUAGUAGUGAAGUUAGUUUACCAAACGCUGAAACUUUAUUGAAUAAUGAAAUAAUCUGGUUGAAGAAAAUUCGUGAGCAAGCUUUGCCCCAAACUGAGAUCCAGGUUGAUAAUGCAUUAUUGGAAGGACAUUUGGGAAUUACCAGAGAACUUCUCUCAUUCCAGACUCCAGACAAGAAAUUUCACAUUGGUGCAGAAAAAGGAGGUUUAGAUCUCAUCAGAGAAUUAGUAGAGGAUUUCAUCUUUCCCGCUUCUAAGAUUGUAGUUCAAUGUCGAAAACUCAAUGACUUUCCACCAGAGCAAGCUGUUCCUGUAUGCACCACUCCAGCCACUGUUACGGCAGCAUUUGAUUUGUUAGUUUCCUUAUGUACACGCUGUGUGAAAAACCUCAAGUGUUUGGCCAAUAUGCUAAUAGACAUGUUUUACACAGAUGAAAUGUUCACUUUUUCAGAAUUACCUCUAGUGGAAUGGGAGUUUGUACCCCCUGUGGGUCCAAGACCUCCUAAAGGUUUUGUUGGCCUUAAGAAUGCUGGUGCUACAUGUUAUAUGAAUUCUGUUUUACAACAGCUCUUCAUGAUUGAACAGAUUCGUCAUGGAAUACUUGCUGUGGAAGGAGCAGCAGACGACAUCGAGGAUGAAUAUAUAGGAGACGAGAAGGGGGAGAAUGAGACAAAUGUUGAUCUUGGUGAUGAAGAACGGAAGGAUGAAGAAAAGAGUUCCAAUAAACAAGGUGAAAGGAAAGAUUACAAUCUGGGUGUGAUGAAACAUGUCCAGUUGAUCUUUGGUCAUUUGGCUUGUAGCAAGCUGCAGUAUUAUGUACCCAGAGGCUUCUGGAAACACUUCAAGUUAUGGGGAGAACCGGUGAACUUGAGAGAACAACAUGAUGCAUUAGAAUUCUUCAACAGUCUUGUAGAUAGUUUAGAUGAAGCUCUUAAAGAACUUGGUCAGACUAUGAUUCUCAGUAAAGUUCUGGGAGGGUCAUUUGCUGACCAAAAAAUUUGCAAAGAUUGUCCACAUAGAUAUCAAAGAGAAGAAACUUUUACAACUCUAAAUGUAGAUAUUCGAAAUCAUCAAAAUUUACUUGAAUCUUUAGAGCAGUAUGUAAAAGGUGAUCUUUUAGAAGGGGCAAAUGCAUAUCACUGUGAAAAAUGUAAUAAAAAGGUAGACACUGUUAAAAGGCUCGUGAUAAAUAAAUUGCCAAAAAUUUUGGCUAUCCAGCUCAAGAGAUUUGAUUAUGACUGGGAACGAGAAUGUGCAAUCAAAUUCAAUGACUACUUUGAGUUUCCACGUGAGUUUGAUAUGGAACCUUAUACUGUACAGGGAUUAGCAAAAAUUGAAGGAGAAAUUAUUGAUGCUGACUGUGAUGAUAAAGAGCAAAGUACAAAAUACAAGCUAGUUGGGGUUGUGGUCCAUAGUGGACAAGCUAGUGGAGGACAUUAUUACUCUUAUAUUUUACACAGAGGUGCUGAUGAUGUUCUUCCGAAAUGGUAUAAAUUUGAUGAUGGCGAUGUCACCGAAUGUAAAAUGGAUGAUGAUGAGGAAAUGAAAAACCAGUGCUUUGGUGGUGAAUAUGUUGGAGAGGUGUUCGAUCAUAUGAUGAAGAGGAUGUCUUACAGGCGACAGAAGCGAUGGUGGAAUGCCUAUAUAUUGUUCUAUGAACGGAUAGAACCUCAAGAUGACUUAGCCGAGGUCUCAAAAAGAGUACUGGACCUCACAAUUUCAAGGCAAGAGAGGUUAAAGAUGCCUGCUGCAAUUGAGCGCUGCGUUCGGCGGCAAAACAUCCUUUUCAUGCACGAGAAGAACCAAUUUUCACCCGAAUAUUUUCAAUUCAUGAAAAAAUUUCUCAUGUGCAAUGCUCCAUUUUUAUCUAUCCCUUGUCCACAGGAUAGGCUGCCUGCUGAUGCUGAACAAAUGGCCUUAAUCAGUGUUGAGCUGGGAUCAAAAUUUUUAUUCACUGUUGGUUUUCAUACCAAGAAGUCUUUACGAGGUCCGGCCAAUGAAUGGUAUGAUGCAUUGUGUAUCCAUAUGAGAAACAGCAAAUCUGUGCGCAGCUGGUUUGUGCAUAAUGUUUUAUUUGCUCAUACUAAUCGCUUUGCAGAAUACCUUUUGGAAUGCCCCAGUUCAGAGGUACGAGGAGCAUUUGCGAAAAUGCUGGUUUUUCUUGCUCAUUAUACUUUGCAAGAUGGACCAUGUCCUUCUCCAUUUAUUCAGGUUGGCCAAGCCACUGAUCCAAGUGCUACACUUAGUGAUCACUUGUUGACAGAGAUCCUGAAUCUGCUGAAAAAGGAAGUGUCUGAGCAUGGAAGGCACCUGCAACAGUAUUUUAAUCUCUUUCUCCUUUACUCCAAUCUUGGCACAGAAGAAAAGCAACAGCUGUUGAGGUUAAAUGUUCCUGCUCAGUUCAUGUUGGUGGCUCUUGACGAAGGCCCAGGACCUGCCAUCAAGUACCAGUAUGCUGAUCUGAGUAAACUUUUCUCUGUUGUUUCUCACCUAACGCGUUGCUGUGAUGUGUCAGCCAAAUGUCAGUCAUCAGUCAAUGGUUCAUCUCCUUUAGCCAAUCCGCAUGGUGACCCUACAUGUUGUGCCUCACUCAUGCCUAUACAAACUCAGGUAGCUGAUAUAUUGUAUAACAGAUCCAGCUAUGUUAAAAAGGUCAUUGAAGAUUGUAAUAACUCUGAGGACACAACAAAGUUGCUGAGGUUUUGCAGUUGGGAAAAUCCUCAUUUCUCCUCAACAGUCUUGAGUGAACUGUUAUGGCAGGUGGCUUACUCAUACACUUAUGAAUUGAAACCCUAUUUGGAACUUUUAUUUCAAAUGUUAAUGCUUGAUGAUUCGUGGCAAAAUCAUCGAAUUCACAAUGCACUUAAAGGUAUUCCUGAUGAUAGAGAUGGCUUAUUUGAUACCAUUCAACGGUCUAAAAAUCAUUAUCAAAAGAGAGCCUAUCAAUGCAUCAAAAUGAUGGUGUUGCUUUUUACACAUUGUAUCCCUGCAGCUCAGAUGUUACAGAGUAAUGGUGAUCUGAAAAGGAAGUGGACUUGGGCAGUUGAGUGGCUUAGUGAUGAGCUAGAGCGGAGGCCUUAUCCUGGUAAUGCCCAAUAUACUUAUAAUAAUUGGUCACCUCCAGCUCAAUCCAAUGAGACCUCUAAUGGUUAUUUCCUGGAACGAUCUCAUAGUGCUAGAAGUACUUUAACCAGAGCCUAUGAGCUUUGUCCUGAAGAGAGUCAAAACACAUUGGAUUUUGUAGCUAAGGAACCCGAAGAAGCUGACUUGACUGACGAACCAGAGAGUCCACAUCAUGACGAACAAGUGCCCAUGUACAGUGGACAAACGCAGCUGCCGACCCAGAGUCAGCAGCCCACCCAAAGCCAGCCUGCAGCAACACAGUCCCAAUCUUUAACAAUACACGCUUCUCAACUACAGACCUCUAAAAACCAAACUCCUCAGCAGCAGCAACAGCAACAGCAGCAGCAGCAGCAGCAGCAACAACAGCCGCCACCACCACCGCCACCGCAACAGCCAGUGCAACAGCAGCAGCAGCAACAGCAGCAGGUACCACCUCCGCCUCCACCACAACAGCCACAGCCACCACAGCAGCAGCCACAGCAGCAGCAACCGGGUUCUCUUUCAACAUCAGUUCAACCAUCAUCUCCGCCUCAGAUGCUUUUCCAACAGCAGUCGAUGCCACAACAGAUCUUGCAACAGUCCACACAGCAUGCGCCUCCUUCUUCUCCUCAGCAACACAAGCAACGCCCACAACAUAUACAAAACAAUCAAGUGAAUUUACAACACAGCUCCCACCCUGGACAUCCUACUAACCAAAUAAAUAACCCGCUGAACCAGCAAGGGUAUGACUUACCGUUGGGAAACCCAGAUACUGGAGAGGAAGAACCUGUUCAUGACACUAGGUGUCCCAGUGAAUGAAUGUGUACAUCUAUAUAUAUGUAUGUAUAUAUAUAUAUAUAUAUAUAUGUAUAUGUAUAUGUAUAUAUGUGUGUGUGUGUGUGUAUAUAUAUAUAUGUAUAUGUAUGUAUAUGUAUAUAUAUAUUGGGAAAAGAGCAAAGUUUGGUCCAAUUUAUUCUGGAGCUUUAGACAUUAAGCUGCUAUUUCAUCAAAUAUUGGAAUGUUGGUCAACUUCCAAAGUAGAAAGAUUGCAAAAAGAAGAGAGAAAAAAAGAAAAAAUAAGAGAGAGAGAUGAAAAUUAAAUCAGCAACUCAAAGCAAUGAUGAUAUAAUAAUAUGACAAUGAUAAUUAUGAUGAUGAUGAUGACAAUGAUAAUAAUACACUUGUAUAUAGCUAUGUUCAGGGUGUGAGUAUAUAUAUAUAUAUAUAUAUAUGUAUGUAUAUAUCUAUAUAUAUAUACAUAUACACAUAUGUGUGUGUGUAUAUAUAUACAUAUAUGUGUGUGUGUGUAUAUAUAUAUAUUUAUAUAUAUAUAAUGUAUUUUUCGUUAAUUUUUUUUUAAAUGUUUGAGUGCUGUAUUAAGUUGAAUGUAUAUGAAUCUGUACAUACUAAGCAGUAUUGACUUAUGAUAUCCAGCCAUAGUUAUCAGUCUUUCACAGAUUGGAAUUUGUUCCGAAGUCAUGCUUCAUUGCUUUGCGGUAAUUGGUCCAUCCUAUCUCAACUGGUUCUUUUUUUGUUUUACACAUAUAUAUGUAUAUAUAUAUAUAUGUAUAUAUACACACACACACACAUAUAUAUAUAUAUCUGUAUAUAUAUAUAUAUAUAUAUAUAUAUAUAUAUAUAUAUAUAUAAAUUAAUUGAUUGAUCAGAAAUGAGAAUAAACAAUAUUAUUAUUAUUAUUGCAACAGAUGCUGUAAAAAGAAAUUCCUACUUCUAUUUGAAAGGAAACUUCUAACAUGACACAAACAAGAAACAACACUCUACUCCCACCCAGCCCUGUCUGCUUCUCCCUUACCAUUAAAUCUAAAACCUCACAGGGGGAAAAAAAAAAAUAUUUGUCUACGCUCUUAAAAUGAACGCUAUUACCGGUUAAGUGCCCAUGGAUUUAAAAAGAAAAAGAAAAAAAAAGAAGGGUAUAUUAGAAGAGAAAAUAAUAAGAGACUUUUAACUUCUUUUUGCUUUAAUAGAUAAAAAAAAAAAAUGAUCUAUCUUCCCCAUUAGACAAAAAAAAAAUAUACAAAAGAAAGGAAAAUGGAUCCCUCCUCUCCCUCCCACAUACACACAUACCCGCAACACACAAAAACUGUUCUGAGAAUGAAAACUUUUUUUAAUUGAUGGGGAAAAUAGAUGAAAAUCUAAAAAGACUUGCCCCCCCCUUUUUUUUUUGCUGGCAUGUUGCCUUCAUAAUAUGACAUGUCUGGUAAGAAAUGGGCACUUUUUGUUUAACUAGACCUUAAAUGCUUUUCUUGUGCCAUGCAAUUUUUAGUGGCAAAGUUAUUUUUAUUAUUAUUUUUAUUUUUAUUAUUAUUUUAUUAUUAUUAUUAUUAUUAUUAUUAUUAUUAUUAUUAUUGAUAUCAUUAUCAUUAUUAUAAUUAUUAAUAUUAAAGUUGAUAAUUUAAGAAUAAUUAGGGUACCAUUAUUUUGUUUCUUUAUUAAACAGAAAAACCAUGAAACAAUUUCUCAUUGCCCCUUCCCUCAUACUUCAGCCCUAUCCUCCUACUCCACUCUCUUCCCUCUCCUUCUCUCUCCUAUCAAUGAUUAUCCUUUCUACAUAUUAUAUUUGAAAGAAAGAAAAAAAAAAGGAAAAAAAAAAAGAAAAAAAAAACCUUUUCAGAGAGGAUAUUUUAUGAAAAAAAAAAUUUAAAAAAAAAAAACAGAAAUUGUAUGGCAACCCAAGCUUCAUAAAUAUUUAAGGAGGGAGCAUAAUAAUUUUGUGAUUAAAAUUAAAUCACAGAAUGUCUUUACUGCAUGACAUUGUAGCUAAAUGCCACACCUGUUAUAUAUAUAUAUAAUAUAUAUAAUAUAUAAUAUAUAUAUAUGUAUAAUAUGUCUGUAUGAAGUGAUCAGAGCUCCACCACCAAGAAUGCAUUCCUCCAACUCUAAUUGUUUACAUAAUUGGUAAGGAUUUCCUAUUUUGCAUCUAGCUGUAUCUUGGAUGUACUUGCCAAUAAAACUGUUGUUGAUUUGAAUA